AUGCCACCAUGCCCCACAUGCCACCAUGCCCCACAUGCCACCAUGCCUCACAUGCCACCAUGCCUCACAUGCCACCAUGCCUCAAAUGCCACCAUGCCUCACAUGCCACCAUGCCUCACAUGCCACUAUGCCUCACAUGCCACCAUGCCCCACAUGCCACCAUGCCCCACAUGCCACCAUGCCCCACAUGCCACCAUGCCCCACAUGCCACCAUGCCUCACAUGCCACCAUGCCUCACAUGCCACCAUGCCCCACAUGCCACCAUGCCCCACAUGCCACCAUGCCCCACAUGCCACCAUGCCUCACAUGCGACCAUGCCCCACAUGCCACCAUGCCUCACAUGCCACCAUGCCUCACAUGCCACCAUGCCUCACAUGCCACCAUGCCUCACAUGCCACCAUGCCCCACAUGCCACCAUGCCCCACAUGCCACCAUGCCCCACAUGCCACCAUGCCCCACAUGCCACCAUGCCUCACAUGCCACCAUGCCUCACAUGCCACCAUGCCUCAAAUGCCACCAUGCCUCACAUGCCACCAUGCCUCACAUGCCACUAUGCCUCACAUGCCACCAUGCCUCACAUGCCACCAUGCCCCACAUGCCACCAUGCCCCACAUGCCACCAUGCCCCACAUGCCACCAUGCCCCACAUGCCACCAUGCCUCACAUGCCACCAUGCCCCACAUGCCACCAUGCCUCACAUGCCACCAUUCCCCACAUGCCACCAUGCCCCACAUGCCACCAUGCCCCACAUGCCACCAUGCCCCACAUGCCACCAUGCCCCACAUGCCACCAUGCAUGCCACCAUGCCCACAUGCCACCAUGCCUCACAUGCCACCAUGCCUCACAUGCCACCAUGCCCCACAUGCCACCAUGCCCCACAUGCCACCAUGCCUCACAUGCCACCAUGCCUCACAUGCCACCAUGCCCCACAUGCCACCAUGCCCCACAUGCCACCAUGCCCCACAUGCCACCAUGCCUCACAUGCGACCAUGCCCCACAUGCCACCAUGCCUCACAUGCCACCAUGCCUCACAUGCCACCAUGCCUCACAUGCCACCAUGCCUCACAUGCCACCAUGCCCCACAUGCCACCAUGCCCCACAUGCCACCAUGCCCCACAUGCCACCAUGCCCCACAUGCCACCAUGCCCCACAUGCCACCAUGCCCCACAUGCCACCAUGCCUCACAUGCCACCAUGCCUCACAUGCCACCAUGCCUCACAUGCCACCAUGCCUCACAUGCCACCAUGCCUCACAUGCCACCAUGCCCCACAUGCCACCAUGCCCCACAUGCCACCAUGCCCCACAUGCCACCAUGCCCCACAUGCCACCAUGCCCCACAUGCCACCAUGCCUCACAUGCCACCAUGCCUCACAUGCCACCAUGCCUCACAUGCCACCAUGCCUCACAUGCCACCAUGCCUCACAUGCCACCAUGCCUCACAUGCCACCAUGCCUCACAUGCCACCAUGCCCCACAUGCCACCAUGCCUCACAUGCCACCAUGCCUCACAUGCCACCAUGCCUCACAUGCCACCAUGCCUCACAUGCCACCAUGCCUCACAUGCCACCAUGCCUCACAUGCCACCAUGCCCCACAUGCCACCAUGCCCCACAUGCCACCAUGCCCCACAUGCCACCAUGCCCCACAUGCCACCAUGCCCCACAUGCCACCAUGCCUCACAUGCCACCAUGCCUCACAUGCCACCAUGCCUCACAUGCCACCAUGCCCCACAUGCCACCAUGCCCCACAUGCCACCAUGCCCCACAUGCCACCAUGCCCUCACAUGCCACCAUGCCUCACAUGCCACCAUGCCUCACAUGCCACCAUGCCUCACAUGCCACCAUGCCCCACAUGCCACCAUGCCCCACAUGCCACCAUGCCCCACAUGCCACCAUGCCUCACAUGCCACCAUGCCUCACAUGCCACCAUGCCUCACAUGCCACCAUGCCUCACAUGCCACCAUGCCCCACAUGCCACCAUGCCUCACAUGCCACCAUGCCUCACAUGCCACCAUGCCUCACAUGCCACCAUGCCUCACAUGCCACCAUGCCUCACAUGCCACCAUGCCUCACAUGCCACCAUGCCCCACAUGCCACCAUGCCCCACAUGCCACCAUGCCCCACAUGCCACCAUGCCUCACAUGCCACCAUGCCUCACAUGCCACCAUGCCUCACAUGCCACCAUGCCUCACAUGCCACCAUGCCUCACAUGCCACCAUGCCUCACAUGCCACCAUGCCCCACAUGCCACCAUGCCCCACAUGCCACCAUGCCCCACAUGCCACCAUGCCUCACAUGCCACCAUGCCUCACAUGCCACCAUGCCUCACAUGCCACCAUGCCCCACAUGCCACCAUGCCCCACAUGCCACCAUGCCCCACAUGCCACCAUGCCUCACAUGCCACCAUGCCUCACAUGCCACCAUGCCUCACAUGCCACCAUGCCUCACAUGCCACCAUGCCCCACAUGCCACCAUGCCUCACAUGCCACCAUGCCUCACAUGCCACCAUGCCUCACAUGCCACCAUGCCUCACAUGCCACCAUGCCUCACAUGCCACCAUGCCCCACAUGCCACCAUGCCUCACAUGCCACCAUGCCUCACAUGCCACCAUGCCCCACAUGCCACCAUGCCUCACAUGCCACCAUGCCUCACAUGCCACCAUGCCUCACAUGCCACCAUGCCUCACAUGCCACCAUGCCUCACAUGCCACCAUGCCUCACAUGCCACCAUGCCCCACAUGCCACCAUGCCCCACAUGCCACCAUGCCCCACAUGCCACCAUGCCCCACAUGCCACCAUGCCUCACAUGCCACCAUGCCUCACAUGCCACCAUGCCUCACAUGCCACCAUGCCUCACAUGCCACCAUGCCCCACAUGCCACCAUGCCCCACAUGCCACCAUGCCCCACAUGCCACCAUGCCUCACAUGCCACCAUGCCUCACAUGCCACCAUGCCUCACAUGCCACCAUGCCCCACAUGCCACCAUGCCCCACAUGCCACCAUGCCCCACAUGCCACCAUGCCUCACAUGCCACCAUGCCUCACAUGCCACCAUGCCUCACAUGCCACCAUGCCUCACAUGCCACCAUGCCUCACAUGCCACCAUGCCUCACAUGCCACCAUGCCUCACAUGCCACCAUGCCUCACAUGCCACCAUGCCUCACAUGCCACCAUGCCUCACAUGCCACCAUGCCUCACAUGCCACCAUGCCCCACAUGCCACCAUGCCCCACAUGCCACCAUGCCCCACAUGCCACCAUGCCUCACAUGCCACCAUGCCUCACAUGCCACCAUGCCUCACAUGCCACCAUGCCUCACAUGCCACCAUGCCUCACAUGCCACCAUGCCCCACAUGCCACCAUGCCCCACAUGCCACCAUGCCCCACAUGCCACCAUGCCCCACAUGCCACCAUGCCUCACAUGCCACCAUGCCUCACAUGCCACCAUGCCUCACAUGCCACCAUGCCCCACAUGCCACCAUGCCCCACAUGCCACCAUGCCCCACAUGCCACCAUGCCCCACAUGCCACCAUGCCUCACAUGCCACCAUGCCUCACAUGCCACCAUGCCUCACAUGCCACCAUGCCCCACAUGCCACCAUGCCCCACAUGCCACCAUGCCUCACAUGCCACCAUGCCUCACAUGCCACCAUGCCUCACAUGCCACCAUGCCCCACAUGCCACCAUGCCUCACAUGCCACCAUGCCUCACAUGCCACCAUGCCUCACAUGCCACCAUGCCUCACAUGCCACCAUGCCUCACAUGCCACCAUGCCUCACAUGCCACCAUGCCCCACAUGCCGCUAUGCCUCACAUGCCACCAUGCCUCACAUGCCACCAUGCCUCACAUGCCACCAUGCCUCACAUGCCACCAUGCCCCACAUGCCACCAUGCCUCACAUGCCACCAUGCCUCACAUGCCACCAUGCCUCACAUGCCACCAUGCCUCACAUGCCACCAUGCCUCACAUGCCACCAUGCCUCACAUGCCACCAUGCCCCACAUGCCACCAUGCCCCACAUGCCACCAUGCCCCACAUGCCACCAUGCCUCACAUGCCACCAUGCCUCACAUGCCACCAUGCCUCACAUGCCACCAUGCCUCACAUGCCACCAUGCCUCACAUGCCACCAUGCCCCACAUGCCACCAUGCCUCACAUGCCACCAUGCCUCACAUGCCACCAUGCCCCACAUGCCACCAUGCCUCACAUGCCACCAUGCCCCACAUGCCACCAUGCCUCACAUGCCACCAUGCCUCACAUGCCACCAUGCCCCACAUGCCACCAUGCCCCACAUGCCACCAUGCCCCACAUGCCACCAUGCCCCACAUGCCACCAUGCCCCACAUGCCACCAUGCCCCACAUGCCACCAUGCCCCACAUGCCACCAUGCCUCACAUGCCACCAUGCCUCACAUGCCACCAUGCCCCACAUGCCACCAUGCCCCACAUGCCACCAUGCCUCACAUGCCACCAUGCCUCACAUGCCACCAUGCCCCACAUGCCACCAUGCCCCACAUGCCACCAUGCCCCACAUGCCACCAUGCCUCACAUGCGACCAUGCCCACAUGCCACCAUGCCUCACAUGCCACCAUGCCUCACAUGCCACCAUGCCUCACAUGCCACCAUGCCUCACAUGCCACCAUGCCCCACAUGCCACCAUGCCCCACAUGCCACCAUGCCCCACAUGCCACCAUGCCCCACAUGCCACCAUGCCCCACAUGCCACCAUGCCUCCACAUGCCACCAUGCCUCACAUGCCACCAUGCCUCACAUGCCACCAUGCCUCACAUGCCACCAUGCCUCACAUGCCACCAUGCCUCACAUGCCACCAUGCCCCACAUGCCACCAUGCCCCACAUGCCACCAUGCCCCACAUGCCACCAUGCCCCACAUGCCACCAUGCCCCACAUGCCACCAUGCCCCACAUGCCACCAUGCCUCACAUGCCACCAUGCCUCACAUGCCACCAUGCCUCACAUGCCACCAUGCCUCACAUGCCACCAUGCCUCACAUGCCACCAUGCCUCACAUGCCACCAUGCCUCACAUGCCACCAUGCCCCACAUGCCACCAUGCCUCACAUGCCACCAUGCCUCACAUGCCACCAUGCCUCACAUGCCACCAUGCCUCACAUGCCACCAUGCCUCACAUGCCACCAUGCCUCACAUGCCACCAUGCCCCACAUGCCACCAUGCCCCACAUGCCACCAUGCCCCACAUGCCACCAUGCCCCACAUGCCACCAUGCCCCACAUGCCACCAUGCCUCACAUGCCACCAUGCCUCACAUGCCACCAUGCCUCACAUGCCACCAUGCCCCACAUGCCACCAUGCCCCACAUGCCACCAUGCCCCACAUGCCACCAUGCCUCACAUGCCACCAUGCCUCACAUGCCACCAUGCCUCACAUGCCACCAUGCCCCACAUGCCACCAUGCCCCACAUGCCACCAUGCCCCACAUGCCACCAUGCCUCACAUGCCACCAUGCCUCACAUGCCACCAUGCCUCACAUGCCACCAUGCCUCACAUGCCACCAUGCCCCACAUGCCACCAUGCCUCACAUGCCACCAUGCCUCACAUGCCACCAUGCCUCACAUGCCACCAUGCCUCACAUGCCACCAUGCCUCACAUGCCACCAUGCCUCACAUGCCACCAUGCCCCACAUGCCACCAUGCCCCACAUGCCACCAUGCCCCACAUGCCACCAUGCCUCACAUGCCACCAUGCCUCACAUGCCACCAUGCCUCACAUGCCACCAUGCCUCACAUGCCACCAUGCCUCACAUGCCACCAUGCCUCACAUGCCACCAUGCCCCACAUGCCACCAUGCCCCACAUGCCACCAUGCCCCACAUGCCACCAUGCCUCACAUGCCACCAUGCCUCACAUGCCACCAUGCCUCACAUGCCACCAUGCCCCACAUGCCACCAUGCCCCACAUGCCACCAUGCCCCACAUGCCACCAUGCCUCACAUGCCACCAUGCCUCACAUGCCACCAUGCCUCACAUGCCACCAUGCCUCACAUGCCACCAUGCCCCACAUGCCACCAUGCCUCACAUGCCACCAUGCCUCACAUGCCACCAUGCCUCACAUGCCACCAUGCCUCACAUGCCACCAUGCCCCACAUGCCACCAUGCCUCACAUGCCACCAUGCCUCACAUGCCACCAUGCCCCACAUGCCACCAUGCCUCACAUGCCACCAUGCCUCACAUGCCACCAUGCCUCACAUGCCACCAUGCCUCACAUGCCACCAUGCCUCACAUGCCACCAUGCCUCACAUGCCACCAUGCCCCACAUGCCACCAUGCCCCACAUGCCACCAUGCCCCACAUGCCACCAUGCCCCACAUGCCACCAUGCCUCACAUGCCACCAUGCCUCACAUGCCACCAUGCCUCACAUGCCACCAUGCCUCACAUGCCACCAUGCCCCACAUGCCACCAUGCCCCACAUGCCACCAUGCCCCACAUGCCACCAUGCCUCACAUGCCACCAUGCCUCACAUGCCACCAUGCCUCACAUGCCACCAUGCCCCACAUGCCACCAUGCCCCACAUGCCACCAUGCCCCACAUGCCACCAUGCCUCACAUGCCACCAUGCCUCACAUGCCACCAUGCCUCACAUGCCACCAUGCCUCACAUGCCACCAUGCCCCACAUGCCACCAUGCCUCACAUGCCACCAUGCCUCACAUGCCACCAUGCCUCACAUGCCACCAUGCCUCACAUGCCACCAUGCCUCACAUGCCACCAUGCCCCACAUGCCACCAUGCCUCACAUGCCACCAUGCCUCACAUGCCACCAUGCCUCAAAUGCCACCAUGCCUCACAUGCCACCAUGCCCCACAUGCCACCAUGCCCCACAUGCCACCAUGCCCCACAUGCCACCAUGCCCCACAUGCCACCAUGCCCCACAUGCCACCAUGCCCCACAUGCCACCAUGCCUCACAUGCCACCAUGCCUCACAUGCCACCAUGCCUCACAUGCCACCAUGCCUCACAUGCCACCAUGCCCCACAUGCCACCAUGCCCCACAUGCCACCAUGCCCCACAUGCCACCAUGCCCCACAUGCCACCAUGCCCCACAUGCCACCAUGCCCCACAUGCCACCAUGCCUCACAUGCCACCAUGCCUCACAUGCCACCAUGCCCCACAUGCCACCAUGCCCCACAUGCCACCAUGCCCCACAUGCCACCAUGCCUCACAUGCGACCAUGCCCCACAUGCCACCAUGCCUCACAUGCCACCAUGCCUCACAUGCCACCAUGCCUCACAUGCCACCAUGCCUCACAUGCCACCAUGCCCCACAUGCCACCAUGCCCACAUGCAUGCCACCAUGCCCCACAUGCCACCAUGCCUCACAUGCCACCAUGCCUCACAUGCCACCAUGCCUCAAAUGCCACCAUGCCUCACAUGCCACCAUGCCUCACAUGCCACUAUGCCUCACAUGCCACCAUGCCCCACAUGCCACCAUGCCUCACAUGCCACCAUGCCCCACAUGCCACCAUGCCUCACAUGCCACCAUGCCUCACAUGCCACCAUGCCUCACAUGCCACCAUGCCUCACAUGCCACCAUGCCCCACAUGCCACCAUGCCUCACAUGCCACCAUGCCUCACAUGCCACCAUGCCUCACAUGCCACCAUGCCUCACAUGCCACCAUGCCUCACAUGCCACCAUGCCUCACAUGCCACCAUGCCCCACAUGCCACCAUGCCCCACAUGCCACCAUGCCCCACAUGCCACCAUGCCCCACAUGCCACCAUGCCCCACAUGCCACCAUGCCUCACAUGCCACCAUGCCUCACAUGCCACCAUGCCUCACAUGCCACCAUGCCUCACAUGCCACCAUGCCCCACAUGCCACCAUGCCCCACAUGCCACCAUGCCCACAUGCCACCAUGCCUCACAUGCCACCAUGCCUCACAUGCCACCAUGCCUCACAUGCCACCAUGCCCCACAUGCCACCAUGCCCCACAUGCCACCAUGCCCCACAUGCCACCAUGCCUCACAUGCCACCAUGCCUCACAUGCCACCAUGCCUCACAUGCCACCAUGCCUCACAUGCCACCAUGCCCCACAUGCCACCAUGCCUCACAUGCCACCAUGCCUCACAUGCCACCAUGCCUCACAUGCCACCAUGCCUCACAUGCCACCAUGCCUCACAUGCCACCAUGCCUCACAUGCCACCAUGCCCCACAUGCCACCAUGCCCCACAUGCCACCAUGCCCCACAUGCCACCAUGCCUCACAUGCCACCAUGCCUCACAUGCCACCAUGCCUCACAUGCCACCAUGCCUCACAUGCCACCAUGCCUCACAUGCCACCAUGCCACAUGCCCACAUGCCACCAUGCCCCACAUGCCACCAUGCCCCACAUGCCACCAUGCCUCACAUGCCACCAUGCCUCACAUGCCACCAUGCCUCACAUGCCACCAUGCCCCACAUGCCACCAUGCCCCACAUGCCACCAUGCCCCACAUGCCACCAUGCCUCACAUGCCACCAUGCCUCACAUGCCACCAUGCCUCACAUGCCACCAUGCCUCACAUGCCACCAUGCCCCACAUGCCACCAUGCCUCACAUGCCACCAUGCCUCACAUGCCACCAUGCCUCACAUGCCACCAUGCCUCACAUGCCACCAUGCCUCACAUGCCACCAUGCCCCACAUGCCACCAUGCCUCACAUGCCACCAUGCCUCACAUGCCACCAUGCCCCACAUGCCACCAUGCCUCACAUGCCACCAUGCCUCACAUGCCACCAUGCCUCACAUGCCACCAUGCCUCACAUGCCACCAUGCCUCACAUGCCACCAUGCCUCACAUGCCACCAUGCCCACAUGCCCCACAUGCCACCAUGCCCCACAUGCCACCAUGCCCCACAUGCCACCAUGCCCCACAUGCCACCAUGCCCCACAUGCCACCAUGCCCCACAUGCCACCAUGCCUCACAUGCCACCAUGCCUCACAUGCCACCAUGCCUCAAAUGCCACCAUGCCUCACAUGCCACCAUGCCCCACAUGCCACCAUGCCCCACAUGCCACCAUGCCCCACAUGCCACCAUGCCCCACAUGCCACCAUGCCCCACAUGCCACCAUGCCCCACAUGCCACCAUGCCUCACAUGCCACCAUGCCUCACAUGCCACCAUGCCUCACAUGCCACCAUGCCUCACAUGCCACCAUGCCCCACAUGCCACCAUGCCUCACAUGCCACCAUGCCUCACAUGCCACCAUGCCUCACAUGCCACCAUGCCCCACAUGCCACCAUGCCCCACAUGCCACCAUGCCCCACAUGCCACCAUGCCCCACAUGCCACCAUGCCUCACAUGCCACCAUGCCUCACAUGCCACCAUGCCUCACAUGCCACCAUGCCUCACAUGCCACCAUGCCCCACAUGCCACCAUGCCUCACAUGCCACCAUGCCUCACAUGCCACCAUGCCUCACAUGCCACCAUGCCUCACAUGCCACCAUGCCCCACAUGCCACCAUGCCUCACAUGCCACCAUGCCUCACAUGCCACCAUGCCUCACAUGCCACCAUGCCUCACAUGCCACCAUGCCUCACAUGCCACCAUGCCUCACAUGCCACCAUGCCCCACAUGCCGCCAUGCCUCACAUGCCACCAUGCCUCACAUGCCACCAUGCCUCACAUGCCACCAUGCCUCACAUGCCACCAUGCCCACAUGCCACCAUGCCUCACAUGCCACCAUGCCUCACAUGCCACCAUGCCUCACAUGCCACCAUGCCUCACAUGCCACCAUGCCUCACAUGCCACCAUGCCUCACAUGCCACCAUGCCCCACAUGCCACCAUGCCCCACAUGCCACCAUGCCCCACAUGCCACCAUGCCUCACAUGCCACCAUGCCUCACAUGCCACCAUGCCUCACAUGCCACCAUGCCUCACAUGCCACCAUGCCUCACAUGCCACCAUGCCCCACAUGCCACCAUGCCUCACAUGCCACCAUGCCUCACAUGCCACCAUGCCCCACAUGCCACCAUGCCUCACAUGCCACCAUGCCCCACAUGCCACCAUGCCUCACAUGCCACCAUGCCUCACAUGCCACCAUGCCCCACAUGCCACCAUGCCCCACAUGCCACCAUGCCCCACAUGCCACCAUGCCCCACAUGCCACCAUGCCCCACAUGCCACCAUGCCCCACAUGCCACCAUGCCCCACAUGCCACCAUGCCUCACAUGCCACCAUGCCUCACAUGCCACCAUGCCCCACAUGCCACCAUGCCCCACAUGCCACCAUGCCUCACAUGCCACCAUGCCUCACAUGCCACCAUGCCCCACAUGCCACCAUGCCCCACAUGCCACCAUGCCCCACAUGCCACCAUGCCUCACAUGCGACCAUGCCCCACAUGCCACCAUGCCUCACAUGCCACCAUGCCUCACAUGCCACCAUGCCUCACAUGCCACCAUGCCUCACAUGCCACCAUGCCCCACAUGCCACCAUGCCCCACAUGCCACCAUGCCCCACAUGCCACCAUGCCCCACAUGCCACCAUGCCCCACAUGCCACCAUGCCCCACAUGCCACCAUGCCUCACAUGCCACCAUGCCUCACAUGCCACCAUGCCUCACAUGCCACCAUGCCUCACAUGCCACCAUGCCUCACAUGCCACCAUGCCCCACAUGCCACCAUGCCCCACAUGCCACCAUGCCCCACAUGCCACCAUGCCCCACAUGCCACCAUGCCCCACAUGCCACCAUGCCCCACAUGCCACCAUGCCUCACAUGCCACCAUGCCUCACAUGCCACCAUGCCUCACAUGCCACCAUGCCUCACAUGCCACCAUGCCUCACAUGCCACCAUGCCUCACAUGCCACCAUGCCUCACCAUGCCCCACAUGCCACCAUGCCUCACAUGCCACCAUGCCUCACAUGCCACCAUGCCUCACAUGCCACCAUGCCUCACAUGCCACCAUGCCUCACAUGCCACCAUGCCUCACAUGCCACCAUGCCCCACAUGCCACCAUGCCCCACAUGCCACCAUGCCCCACAUGCCACCAUGCCCCACAUGCCACCAUGCCCCACAUGCCACCAUGCCUCACAUGCCACCAUGCCUCACAUGCCACCAUGCCUCACAUGCCACCAUGCCCCACAUGCCACCAUGCCCCACAUGCCACCAUGCCCCACAUGCCACCAUGCCUCACAUGCCACCAUGCCUCACAUGCCACCAUGCCUCACAUGCCACCAUGCCCCACAUGCCACCAUGCCCCACAUGCCACCAUGCCCCACAUGCCACCAUGCCUCACAUGCCACCAUGCCUCACAUGCCACCAUGCCUCACAUGCCACCAUGCCUCACAUGCCACCAUGCCCCACAUGCCACCAUGCCUCACAUGCCACCAUGCCUCACAUGCCACCAUGCCUCACAUGCCACCAUGCCUCACAUGCCACCAUGCCUCACAUGCCACCAUGCCUCACAUGCCACCAUGCCCCACAUGCCACCAUGCCCCACAUGCCACCAUGCCCCACAUGCCACCAUGCCUCACAUGCCACCAUGCCUCACAUGCCACCAUGCCUCACAUGCCACCAUGCCUCACAUGCCACCAUGCCUCACAUGCCACCAUGCCUCACAUGCCACCAUGCCCCACAUGCCACCAUGCCCCACAUGCCACCAUGCCCCACAUGCCACCAUGCCUCACAUGCCACCAUGCCUCACAUGCCACCAUGCCUCACAUGCCACCAUGCCCCACAUGCCACCAUGCCCCACAUGCCACCAUGCCCCACAUGCCACCAUGCCUCACAUGCCACCAUGCCUCACAUGCCACCAUGCCUCACAUGCCACCAUGCCUCACAUGCCACCAUGCCCCACAUGCCACCAUGCCUCACAUGCCACCAUGCCUCACAUGCCACCAUGCCUCACAUGCCACCAUGCCUCACAUGCCACCAUGCCUCACAUGCCACCAUGCCCCACAUGCCACCAUGCCUCACAUGCCACCAUGCCUCACAUGCCACCAUGCCCCACAUGCCACCAUGCCUCACAUGCCACCAUGCCUCACAUGCCACCAUGCCUCACAUGCCACCAUGCCUCACAUGCCACCAUGCCUCACAUGCCACCAUGCCUCACAUGCCACCAUGCCCCACAUGCCACCAUGCCCCACAUGCCACCAUGCCCCACAUGCCACCAUGCCCCACAUGCCACCAUGCCUCACAUGCCACCAUGCCUCACAUGCCACCAUGCCUCACAUGCCACCAUGCCUCACAUGCCACCAUGCCCCACAUGCCACCAUGCCCCACAUGCCACCAUGCCCCACAUGCCACCAUGCCUCACAUGCCACCAUGCCUCACAUGCCACCAUGCCUCACAUGCCACCAUGCCCCACAUGCCACCAUGCCCCACAUGCCACCAUGCCCCACAUGCCACCAUGCCUCACAUGCCACCAUGCCUCACAUGCCACCAUGCCUCACAUGCCACCAUGCCUCACAUGCCACCAUGCCCCACAUGCCACCAUGCCUCACAUGCCACCAUGCCUCACAUGCCACCAUGCCUCACAUGCCACCAUGCCUCACAUGCCACCAUGCCUCACAUGCCACCAUGCCUCACAUGCCACCAUGCCCCACAUGCCACCAUGCCCCACAUGCCACCAUGCCCCACAUGCCACCAUGCCUCACAUGCCACCAUGCCUCACAUGCCACCAUGCCUCACAUGCCACCAUGCCUCACAUGCCACCAUGCCUCACAUGCCACCAUGCCUCACAUGCCACCAUGCCCCACAUGCCACCAUGCCCCACAUGCCACCAUGCCCCACAUGCCACCAUGCCUCACAUGCCACCAUGCCUCACAUGCCACCAUGCCUCACAUGCCACCAUGCCUCACAUGCCACCAUGCCCCACAUGCCAUGCCCCACAUGCCACCAUGCCCCACAUGCCACCAUGCCCCACAUGCCACCAUGCCUCACAUGCCACCAUGCCUCACAUGCCACCAUGCCUCACAUGCCACCAUGCCUCACAUGCCACCAUGCCCCACAUGCCACCAUGCCUCACAUGCCACCAUGCCUCACAUGCCACCAUGCCUCACAUGCCACCAUGCCUCACAUGCCACCAUGCCCCACAUGCCACCAUGCCUCACAUGCCACCAUGCCUCACAUGCCACCAUGCCUCACAUGCCACCAUGCCUCACAUGCCACCAUGCCUCACAUGCCACCAUGCCUCACAUGCCACCAUGCCCCACAUGCCGCCAUGCCUCACAUGCCACCAUGCCUCACAUGCCACCAUGCCUCACAUGCCACCAUGCCUCACAUGCCACCAUGCCCCACAUGCCACCAUGCCUCACAUGCCACCAUGCCUCACAUGCCACCAUGCCUCACAUGCCACCAUGCCUCACAUGCCACCAUGCCUCACAUGCCACCAUGCCUCACAUGCCACCAUGCCCCACAUGCCACCAUGCCCCACAUGCCACCAUGCCCCACAUGCCACCAUGCCUCACAUGCCACCAUGCCUCACAUGCCACCAUGCCUCACAUGCCACCAUGCCCCACAUGCCACCAUGCCCCACAUGCCACCAUGCCCCACAUGCCACCAUGCCUCACAUGCCACCAUGCCUCACAUGCCACCAUGCCUCACAUGCCACCAUGCCCCACAUGCCACCAUGCCUCACAUGCCACCAUGCCUCACAUGCCACCAUGCCUCACAUGCCACCAUGCCUCACAUGCCACCAUGCCCCACAUGCCACCAUGCCUCACAUGCCACCAUGCCUCACAUGCCACCAUGCCUCACAUGCCACCAUGCCUCACAUGCCACCAUGCCUCACAUGCCACCAUGCCUCACAUGCCACCAUGCCCCACAUGCCACCAUGCCUCACAUGCCACCAUGCCUCACAUGCCACCAUGCCUCACAUGCCACCAGGCCUCACAUGCCACCAUGCCCCACAUGCCACCAUGCCUCACAUGCCACCAUGCCUCACAUGCCACCAUGCCUCACAUGCCACCAUGCCUCACAUGCCACCAUGCCUCACAUGCCACCAUGCCCCACAUGCCACCAUGCCUCACAUGCCACCAUGCCUCACAUGCCACCAUGCCUCACAUGCCACCAUGCCUCACAUGCCACCAUGCCUCACAUGCCACCAUGCCUCACAUGCCACCAUGCCUCACAUGCCACCAUGCCCCACAUGCCACCAUGCCUCACAUGCCACCAUGCCUCACAUGCCACCAUGCCUCACAUGCCACCAUGCCUCACAUGCCACCAUGCCUCACAUGCCACCAUGCCUCACAUGCCACCAUGCCUCACAUGCCACCAUGCCUCACAUGCCACCAUGCCUCACAUGCCACCAUGCCUCACAUGCCACCAUGCCCACAUGCCACCAUGCCUCACAUGCCACCAUGCCUCACAUGCCACCAUGCCUCACAUGCCACCAUGCCUCACAUGCCACCAUGCCUCACAUGCCACCAUGCCUCACAUGCCACCAUGCCUCACAUGCCACCAUGCCUCACAUGCCACCAUGCCCCACAUGCCUCCAUGCCUCACAUGCCACCAUGCCUCACAUGCCACCAUGCCUCACAUGCCACCAUGCCUCACAUGCCACCAUGCCUCACAUGCCACCAUGCCUCACAUGCCACCAUGCCCCACAUGCCACCAUGCCUCACAUGCCACCAUGCCUCACAUGCCACCAUGCCUCACAUGCCACCAUGCCUCACAUGCCACCAUGCCUCACAUGCCACCAUGCCUCACAUGCCACCAUGCCUCACAUGCCACCAUGCCUCACAUGCCACCAUGCCUCACAUGCCACCAUGCCUCACAUGCCACCAUGCCUCACAUGCCACCAUGCCCACAUGCCACCAUGCCCACAUGCCACCAUGCCUCACAUGCCACCAUGCCUCACAUGCCACCAUGCCUCACAUGCCACCAUGCCUCACAUGCCACCAUGCCUCACAUGCCACCAUGCCUCACAUGCCACCAUGCCUCACAUGCCACCAUGCCUCACAUGCCACCAUGCCUCACAUGCCACCAUGCCUCACAUGCCACCAUGCCUCACCUCCUCUUCUGCUUGCGCUGCCACCAGGUCACCCAGGGGCCAUUUUUAUGGGGAGAGACCGAGGGAGGGAGUGA
Molecule: messenger RNA, 14997 nt
Organism: Closterium sp. Naga37s-1
Lineage: Eukaryota; Viridiplantae; Streptophyta; Zygnematophyceae; Desmidiales; Closteriaceae
Source: the annotation of a GenBank genome assembly